Messenger RNA from Bemisia tabaci, 1112 nucleotides. The record is from RefSeq and is a predicted model, not a curated record. Lineage: Eukaryota; Metazoa; Arthropoda; Insecta; Hemiptera; Aleyrodidae.
AACAUUAAAACGUAAGCAUUCAUGAGAUAAAUGAAUAAGGCUUUCAGUGGUGUUCUGUACUCAGGCAGUAUGAUGAGUUUGUUUACAAAAUGUCUAACUACAGGGUGUGAAGUGAGGUGGCUACUCAUUUUAAUUUUUCUCAUACAUAUUUUGGUUCUAGGAUAUUCAGUUUCUAAUGCUGCCUCGAGAUCAGAGGGACACUUUGGCACUCAAAGUAAGAAACCUUUCGCGCAACGAGUGUGCGUUCGACCACCAAAAAGGCUCAAUAGGUUGACUCAACCGGAGGAUUUUGUUGCGGGCUACAGCGUUUAUGCCAGUAGAGCAAAUCAUCUACUGUUGGCUGAGGAGGAGUAUGAUAAGCACGAUGAAGACUAUGAGGGUUAUGAGGUCAGGGAAGGCGUUGAGACUGAUUUAGACAAGCAGUUCCCAGGUUGCGGUCCACCUGUCGGAGUGGAAGCAAAAGUGGUCAACGAAACGUCGUUCAACGUUACUUGGUACGCAGAGGCUCCAAAGAAUAUCUCGAUAAGAUAUUUCAUGGUGGACUUUGAUCAAGCGAAGAGAGAAAAUAAGACGGAGGCCCGGUGUCGGCAAAGAGUUGAACCCGAAAGUGACAUUAAAAACAAAACUCACUCUUUCCACAGUUACACCUUCACUAAUCUAACCACUGAUCGUCUAUACCAGUUCCGAGUGGUGACAUACUACUUCGAUUAUCAGAUAUAUUCCUCACCCAAUACAUCGUGGAUUCGACUGAAAUAAUAUUAUACCUUUUUAAAUGCAAUGAGCCAGUGAAUUCUGAAUGCGGAAAAUUGAAUGUCGUGAACGAUAACUCUGUGUUGUUUUGCAAGUUCCGCGAGGUUCCUCACUACAAUCGUGAUUCAAAUAAUGUGUCGCCUAGAACUACGAGAAUAUGCAUGCCCUGCAACGGAGGUGCAUUGCGGGUCACCUACUCCUCCGGCUUCACACCUUCGCCGUUUCUUGCGCAUUAGUAGCAGAUGCCUAAUAGUUAUUUUCGAUAAUUUGAUUUCACUCUGUGACUACUAUAAUAUCUUCUAGCUGAAAAGAAACAUGUGAAUAAAAUAUGUUUUACAAAUAUCAAAUUUUUCUCUACGGUA